Molecule: messenger RNA, 831 nt
Organism: Olea europaea var. sylvestris
Lineage: Eukaryota; Viridiplantae; Streptophyta; Magnoliopsida; Lamiales; Oleaceae
Exons: 3
Coding region: 1-831 (276 amino acids)
Source: RefSeq, a predicted model, not a curated record
AUGUCGAAUACUGUCGAUAUGUAUGACACGUGGAAGAAGACGGCAAAGGAUAGAUAUAAAGAUAUGAUGAAUGGUGCUCGUGAGAAAGCAAAACGUUCAAGUCAAUCUGAUAAUCCUGCCGAUUGGAAAGGACAUGGCCCACAUUGGAUAAGGGCAAAGCACUGGGAUAGUUUAGUAAACUAUUGGAGUACCGAAAAGUGGAAAAGUAAUGCAAAGAUUGCACGUGAGAAUCGCCUUUCACAAGGACAGGAUGGUGAAAUGAAGAAGCAUACUGCGGGCUCAGUUUCCUUUGUGACUAUGAAGAAGCGAUUGGAGAAGGAUAUGGGUCGUCCAAUGUCUCAAUUAGAGUUUUUUAGUCAUGUCCAUAAGAAGAAUCAUGGACUUGGCGAUUUUGUUGAUAAAAAAUCCAAGCGAGUUCAUGAUACUUAUAAGGCCUCAAUCGAGUCUAAGUAUGGUACCGUUAGAGAAGAUCAGCCUGAGUUUGAUCUCGACUCAUGGAUGGAUGCUAUCAACGGUCCAUCUAAGGGUCGUGUUUAUGGGUUUGGUCCUCGACAACCCGCUUCGCAUGUUCUUGGCAUGCCCACUUCACCUAGACGUUCAAUACUUGCACGUGAUGAAGAGGUGGAUAAUUUAAAGUUGGAAUUAGCUAGUGCACGAAAUACAAUAGAAGAAAACAACGAAAGAAUUGAUGAUCUCACUCAACGUCUGGAAAGAGUAGAAAGAAAUCAUAAGGUUGAGAUGCAAGAAACAGUGCGAAGUAUGCUUAGGGAACUAAACAUUCCAAACUUUCAAUUUCCUUCUAGCUCGGGGUCACGAAAUGAUGAUGUGUAA